AUGUCAACCCUAAGACCUUUCAGAUGUUUAUACAAACAUAGUGUGUUCGCGUUGAGGCACUCGUCACGACUGGCUAGUGCAUUGGCGCAGUGGGAGUAUGCAGCAGAAGGGAACAGUAACUCGGAGGGCGAGUACCGAGCAAGAGCCGUGAAGACAGCGCUAGGUGCCGGCUCGCUAGCACUCGCUCUGCUAGCAGCUGAUCAUGUCUUCAAUGAAAAACGAUUCUUCAAAGCUGCUCAGAUCGGGAAUGUGCAAGAAUUACGGAAGCAAGUCGAGGCAGUAGCUAGCAACAACAAAAGUGGCCGAGGUGAAAACGAAGCUGACGGAGGCGGAGGUGGCGCAGCCGACUGGCGCCAUGCACUGGGUUGGACGGCGCUCAUGGUGGCCGCCGCCAACGACCAGGCGGGCGCCGUGCACGAGCUGCUGAAGAUGGGCGCUCGGCCGGACCUGCAGGAGCGGUACUCGGGCGCCGCCAUGGCAGCGGCGGCCGCCGGCAUGCACCCGCUCGAGGUGCUACAGCGGCGCGAGGACGAAUUUUGUAGCACUAUGAACGCGCGUGCGUCAUUCCUCGGUUGGACCGCUCUGCACUACGCGGCGCUGGCCGACUCCUCGGGCGCAGCGCGCGAGCUGCUGGAGGCUGGCGCCGACCCCACGGCGCGCGACCACGCGGGCCGCCGCGCCCUACACUACGCGCGGGACCCUUCGCCCACUCGCGACCUCAUCCUCUCGCACACGCGCACGUGGGAGGAGGCGGCCGCCGCCGCUGCCGCAGAGGAGCGACGUCGCUUCCCGCUGGAACAGCGCCUCAAGCAGUUUAUCGUCGGUCAGCAGGCCGCCGUCGAGACGGUCGCGGCGGCCGUGCGACGCAAAGAGAACGGCUGGGCGGACGACGAACACCCUCUCGUAUUCCUAUUUCUCGGUAGCUCUGGCAUCGGCAAGACUGAGCUGGCGAAACAGUUGGCGCGGUACAUGCAUCGCGACGACCCGGCAGCUUUCAUCCGGCUUGACAUGUCGGAAUACCAAGAGAAGCACGAGGUAGCCAAGCUAAUCGGGGCGCCGCCCGGCUACGUGGGCCAUGAGGAGGGCGGGCAGCUCACGCGAGCGCUGGCGCGGCGCGCGGACGCCGUCGUUCUGUUCGACGAGGUAGACAAGGCGCACCCUGACGUGCUCACGGUGCUACUGCAGCUCUUUGACGAGGGAAGGCUUACAGAUGGUAAGGGCAAGUUGAUCGAAUGUAAGAACGCCAUCUUCGUAAUGACGUCGAACUUGGCAGCGGAUGAGAUCGCGCAGUAUGGGCUGCAACUGCGGCGUGAGGCCGAGGCUCGCGCGGCGCAGCGCGUGCGCAUGGCGCCUACAGUCACCGUCGAACAAAGAGGUGUGCCCAGCCUAAUGAAUUUUUUUUCAUUGUUUUAUGGUGAUAAAAGACCGUGGUUUUCGGUUUCAGUAGGGUCUCACGAUGCGAACGGCCAGAGCGGGCCACCCGAAUCUAGCGACCCGGAGGAGUCACUAGAAGUGUCGCGAAACUUCAAGGAUAGCGUGGUGCGACCGAUACUCAAGCGGCACUUCGGCAGGGACGAGUUCCUGGGCCGUAUCAACGAGAUCGUGUACUUCCUGCCGUUCUCGCGGCAGGAGCUACUGACUCUGGUGAACAUGGAGCUGAAGCUGUGGGCGGAGAAGGCGAGCGCGCGGCACUCCGUGGAGCUGCGCUGGGAGGGCGGCGUGCUGGGCGCACUGGCUGACGGGUACGACGUGCACUACGGCGCGCGCUCCAUCAAGCACGAGGUGGAGCGCCGCGUCGUCAACCAGAUCGCGCUGGCGGCCGAGCGCGGCGCCCUGGCCCGCGGCUGCGGCGUGCUGCUCACGGAGCGCGCCGGCCGCGUCGCGCUCGCAGUGCGCCGGCCGCAAGAUGCCGACUACACGCCACUAGACCUCGCCGCACUCUGA
This is a messenger RNA of Spodoptera littoralis (African cotton leafworm), 1944 nucleotides long. NCBI's taxonomy places the organism in Eukaryota, Metazoa, Arthropoda, Insecta, Lepidoptera, Noctuidae. The record is from the annotation of a GenBank genome assembly.